Molecule: messenger RNA, 825 nt
Organism: Spodoptera littoralis (African cotton leafworm)
Lineage: Eukaryota; Metazoa; Arthropoda; Insecta; Lepidoptera; Noctuidae
Source: the annotation of a GenBank genome assembly
AUGAAUAAGAUUUUCAAAAAGCCAGAAGUUUGUGUUAACAUCGAGCGCUUGGACUCGGAUAUUAUUGAUGAACAUCUUCGUAACUCGACGGUCGUGUUACAAGAUAUUUUGAGAGAUAAGGAAGAAGCAGCUGUUGACUGCGACAGCGAAACGCCCUCUGACGGCGAUGCUUAUGACGGCAAUGACGACGGCCACAUGUGCCAACAUUGUGGGAAGAUCUACAAAACAGCAAGUACGUUGCACGCUCACUACCUCCUCUUGCACCCUGAGAACGAGGUAGAGGGACAAUGUGUAGCGUGCGACAAGAAGUACCCAUCUUUAUUAAGUCUGCAGAAGCAUAUGCGAUACAUGCAUCGUUACGUGCAUCGCUGCAAAGCAUGCUAUAGAACAUUUGCAACACCGGAAUUACUGGUUUUACACAGUGAGAAUUGUAGCAAAACUGAGACACCUUGUACUAAGUGUUGCAAGGUAUUCGACUCUCCACUCGCUUUACGAAACCAUAUCAAGUAUAAACACCCGGAGAAGAGGAAUCACUGGUGCCAACUGUGCCGCCGCACCUUCACCACUCAUCGUGGAUUGAUGAACCAUAAUGCAACAAUUCAUCCGCCGGGAGCAACUAAUUGCAACUGGUGUGAAAAGACUUUCAACUCGGUGACAGCGCUUCAGAGUCACAUACUUUACAAACAUAAAGAAGACGGAUCUAAAUGUGCCCAGUGUCACAAAGUAUUCGCAAAGAAGGUAUGUCUACGAAAGCAUUUAGUCAAGAAUCAUCAAUAUACCAUGAGUGAGGCCGACGCUGCUGAGACUAUUAUCUCCUCUGAGUGA